Messenger RNA from Dicentrarchus labrax (European seabass), 3282 nucleotides. It is a transcript of the gene bap1, whose product is annotated as BRCA1 associated protein-1 (ubiquitin carboxy-terminal hydrolase). NCBI's taxonomy places the organism in Eukaryota, Metazoa, Chordata, Actinopteri, Moronidae. The transcript is spliced from 17 exons. Gene Ontology annotation, molecular function: cysteine-type deubiquitinase activity. The record is from RefSeq and is a predicted model, not a curated record. Bases 154 to 2391 code for a protein of 745 amino acids. Gene Ontology annotation, biological process: protein deubiquitination; ubiquitin-dependent protein catabolic process. Gene Ontology annotation, cellular component: cytoplasm.
UAGACGGCCAAUUCUGUCUAUUGUGUUUAUGUGUCCCCUGCCACAGUUGUUUCGUGAGUGGAGAGAGGCUUAUCGUUGAAUAUUGUUACCCUUUCUUUUGAACAUGGACUGGAAAACAUCUUAAAUAUCAGUCAACUGUGCGCAAAUGCAAAAAUGAACAAAGGCUGGCUGGAGCUCGAGAGUGAUCCAGGGCUGUUCACUCUGCUGGUGGAAGACUUUGGUGUCAAAGGCGUCCAAGUAGAGGAAAUCUAUGAUCUUCAAAGCAAGUGUCAAAGUCCUGUCUAUGGCUUCAUCUUCCUGUUCAAGUGGAUUGAGGAACGUCGAUCCAGGAGGAAAGUUAACACUUUGGUGGAUGAGACCUCGGUCAUUGAUGAGGAAAUUGUAAAUGAUAUGUUCUUUGCUCAUCAGCUGAUACCAAAUUCAUGUGCCACCCACGCUUUGUUGAGUGUGCUGUUGAACUGCAGUGGCGUUGAGCUCGGCACCACCCUCAGUCGCAUGAAGGCUUUCACUAAAGGCUUUAGUCCAGAGAGUAAAGGUUACGCAAUAGGAAAUGCCCCAGAGCUUGCCACAGCACAUAACAGCCAUGCCAGACCGGAGCCCAGGCACCUGCCGGAGAAGCAGAAUGGGAUCAGUGCAGUGCGGACCAUGGAAGCCUUCCACUUUGUUAGCUAUGUGCCCAUCAAAGACCGCCUCUUUGAGCUUGACGGGCUCAAGGCUUACCCCAUUGACCAUGGGCCCUGGGGAGAGGAGGAGGAAUGGACUGAUAAAGCUCGGCGGGUUAUCAUGGAGAGGAUUGGACUGGCUACUGCUGGCGAGCCGUACCAUGACAUUCGCUUCAACCUGAUGGCAGUGGUGCCUGACCGCAGGAUGAAGUACGAGUCCAAACUGGAAAUUCUAAAGAGGAACCGACAGACUGUUCUUGAGGGUCUACAGAAGAUGAUCCGGCUCACUCAGCCCGAGCUUGUUCAUGACAAGAAGCAGCAGGACUCUUCCUCCCCUGACGACAGCACCGCUGCGAUCAAGAAAGAGGCAGAUGCGGAGCCAGUUACAUCCCAGGGGACUGAUCAGGCUUCUUCAGAUUCAGUGGAUGAGUCAGCAGUUCAGUCUAAGGAUGCCUCUAGUCCCUCAGGAAAAGCAAAGGUCAUGGGCAAACCACCAGUCCCCACAGGAGGAGGUCCCCAGCAAGUCACCAGUCCCAACCCCAUCGUUCAACGCCUGCCUGCCUUCCUGGACAACCACAACUAUGCCAAGUCUCCAAUGCAGGAAGAAGAGGAUCUUGCUGCUGGAGUUGGUCGGUCUCGAAUACCAGGCCCUUCCCACCACCAAUACUCUGACGAUGAAGAUGACUAUGAGGAUGAUGAGGAGGAAGUAACUGGUUCUGCAGGCACAUCUAACAGGUGUAGACGGAAAGCAAGUCUGCGAUCACGAACUGGACGGGUAGCAACUGGAAUGGAGAGCCAGAUCGCCCUCACUGUAUUGGCCGAGAAACUGAAGAAGGAGGCCCAAAGGAAAGAUGCCCUGAACACACCCCUUUCUGUACGCACAGAGGGGCGCACCGGGGGCAUUUGCAUCACAUCUGCUUCACAACCUUCCCCCACACCGAGCAAUGAAAGCACUGACACAGCCUCUGAGAUCGGCAGUGCCUUCAAUUCCCCGCUGCGCUCACCUGCGCGCUCCCAGGCUGCCACACGCCCGUCCAGUCCAGUCGCAUCCCAUCUGUCUCGUGUGCUGUUCGGAGAAGAUGAGAUGCUGAGGCUAGACUCCAGACAUAAUCGUGCUGUAAGAGAACUGGGUCCCUCUGUCAGCGUAGCCUUGUUACACCUGCAGGAGGAUGGAGUCAUCUUUGCUCUCCCUCCAUCUGUAGAUUUGGCUGCUGAUGGCACAAAGCAGCCGUGCACUCCUGAAAAGACAAAAGACAAAGAGCAACCAGGAGAGAAGGAAGGAGUGAACGAGGGAGACGCGGGUCCGUCUGCGGAGGUGAAACAGGAGGAGAGCAAAGAUGGGGCAGAGGUGAAACCUAGCAAGGAGAAACCCAGCACUAUGGAAACCGCUGCAGACAGCAAGCCCCCUGGGGAUAAGUACUCUCCUAAAGAGCUGCUCGCACUGCUCAAGUGCGUAGAGGCUGACAUUGCCAAUUACGAGGUGUACCUAAAGGAGGAAGUAGAAAAGAGAAAGAAAUACAAAAUUGAUGAUCAAAGGAGGACCCAUAAUUACGAUGAGUUCAUCUGCACCUUUAUAUCAAUGCUGGCCCAAGAAGGCAUGUUGGCCAGCCUUGUGGAGCAGAACAUCUCUGUGCGUCGUCGGCAGGGAGUGAGCAUCGGCCGCUUGCACAAACAGAGGAAGCCUGACCGCAGGAAACGCUCCCGACCUUACAAAGCCAAGCGCCAGUAAUUAAAAACAAUCCUAACCUCUGUAAGCAACUUACUCCUGUGAGCACCGAGCAAUCACCCCAGAGAAAACAAAAAGAAACUGAUGCACUCCUUGAACUGUCUCAUAAAGGCAGUUUAGUGUUGUAUUUUAGUCAGAGCCUCCUCUUGAAAUGAAAUCGACCACGCAUUUGGUUAGUUCUUUUAUCCUUUAUGUAUAUAUGUGCGACCAUUUUAGCCUCCCUCUGUAAAUUUUCUUCUUUCUUGUGCCACUACUAUUGACAGAUUGUGAAUAUGAAAAAGGCAUGUCCUCAACGAUGCAGCUGAAUGCUUUUUCAUCUCCAAGUAUUCAUUCUUAUCGAAAGGUCUUGUGGUCAUUACAGUUUAGUGUGUCACUAAAUAUAUACAAUUUGGUUACAGGCAAUAUUUCCUCAACUGUAUCCCUUACUCAUGUUUUUAUGGUGCCAAUGAAGUAUUGAAUGUUUUGACUAUAGAAGGCCAUGUAUUUUAUUCAUCCAUAGAAUUUCAGUUAUAAUCUAUUCACUGUUGGUAAUUCUCUAUAUAGCAUAGAAAAAAGCAUCUUUUAAUCACAUUCUUCAUGGACAAUUUUAAACUCAAGAAGAAGAAGAAGUCAUGAUGCAUCAAUGUUUUUUUUUUUUUUUCCUUUUCAUUGGAAUGUCUUUUCCACUAAGGGUUUCUAGCUGUGUAUGUAUGUCCCUUGAGGUCCUGCAAAUGAAAACAAGCUCUUGUGUUAUUUUUGUACCUGAGAUGGAUCUCAAAGUGAGUGAAUAUUAAGUCGGAUGUGUGCACUUGUGUGUUUUGUACAUAUGUAUCCGUUAAUUGGCUCACCUGUACACUGAGUUCAGUUGUUCUUUGUGCUUGCCAAUUCAUACUACAAUAAAGUCAUAAGAAAAUA